AUGUCUUUGCCAUCAAUAAUACCCUUUAAUUCAUCACUGCUGACCACUCAAAGUGGUUUUGCAAAUCUUUCAUCGACGACUAUUCAACCAUCUCCAAUCGAUCAAGUUGCUCAGGAAAUCAAAGACUAUUUCAUUCAACAUAAAGAACAAGUUCCAUUACUCAUUACCGUUUAUUUAUUGUGUAUUAUAUGGAUCAUCUAUUUAAUUCUUUAUCAUUCACGAAUUCAAGGCAUUCUUCUAUCCUAUCUGAUACGUCGACUUUAUUUCAAAGAUUCCGCUGAUGUUAAAUUUGACUCAUUUUCUAUAUCAUUUAUUUCGGGGAAAAUAAUGUUUCGAAAUUUACAUUAUUCGACAACCACAGCCAUGUUACAUGUCAAAGAUGGUUAUCUAAUAUUUCGAUAUUGGUCGAGACAGAGUAAAACGGAGAGACCAGGAAAACCAAAAGUUCGACUAAUUGUUUAUCUCAAAAAUUUGGAUUUACAAUUUUUUAAUCCAGUUACCAAAACAAACGACCAACUAGCACAAGAAAGAGAACAACAGAAAAGAAAUGGAGGAAGUGGAUCAGUAAAUGGUUGUUCGGUGAAAGGCGACGAUGCACAAAAUGAGUCAAGUAGCAAUUUUACAAAACGUCUGAGGAGUUUAUUUCCGGCAAUCAAAAUAAAAAUUAGUAAUGGUCGUUUAUGUGCCGGUCAUGAAAGUUUACCCUAUGGUUUUGUAAUCCGUUUUCAAUUGCUAAGAUCAACAUUAACAACGUUAACUCCUUGUAAAUCGUCAUUAUACGAUUUAUUUACAGUUUUAUAUGAAUGCAAAUAUCAUCAAUUAAAAAUUCAUUUAUUUCCAAUUAAACGAUACAAAGGAACGGGAAUUAUCGAAGUACCACCUUCAUUAGUUGUGGGUAAACACGGAGAUCGUGAUUUAUUUGAAAUAUUUCAAUGUAACAAAGGAGAACUUGAAUACGAACAAGAUGUACCAGGGAAAGUUGUUGAACAGUCAUUAGUAUUUGGUACUGAUGGUGUAUUAAUCCCAGUACCCGAUCCUCUAUGGGAAAUUCGACUAAAAUGUAAUGAUAAAGCUCAAAUAUCAUAUAGUCCAUGGGCAGAUAGACAAAGAGAAUUAUUGUGGGCAUAUUUUUUACCCACAUUAUAUGAAGAAUCAUUGCCAAAUGCUCAACCUCAAAUUGGUCAAAAUCGUAUAUUUAAAAAUGUUCGAUUUUUAAUGUAUUUUAAUCAACCAUCAAAAUUAGAUCUCUAUUUCAAUGAAAAAUCGAAAUUACAUAAUUUACAUGUUGAUUUUAUCAAAGGUUCAAAAUUUGAAUGUUUAUUUCCAUGGGUUACACUUGAACAUGGUUUUGAUUCAUUUAUUAAUAUUUCCAUUUUACAACCACAAGCAAAAACAAAUUUAGCAUUUCAACCAUUAUUACAAGCAGAAAAAGUAGAUAUUAAUUUGGUAAUUCAUUAUCCACGAUUGUGGAAUUCAUUACAAGAUUGGAAAAUUAAUAUUGAUGCUCAAAAAGCAAAAGUUCAUUUUAUAUUUGAACAUAAAAAUUAUUUUGUUGCUCUUCUCAAUGAUUUAUCAUCCAAUUUACCACCUCAAAUUAAUAAAUUUACACCAUUUGUUUAUAACAUAUUGGUGAAAGGAAGUUUAAUUGAAGUUUUAGUACCAUGUAAUCAAUGUAAUUGGAUCGAUUGUGAUUUAGACCAAGCUGAAAAUAAUUUAUUAUCUAUAUGUGCCAAAUCGUUAGAUCUAACGUUUUGUUUACCAUUUACUGAAUAUUGUCCAAAAUCGACACCAAUGGAUCUAAAUAUUGAAGUCAAUGAUAUAUUAGCUCGAUUAGUAAUUCCUGAAGGAAAUCGUUCCCAUUACAUUUUGAAAGGUUUGAAAUCACAUCAAAAAUUUCACACACCAAAUGGAAUAAAAAACGAAUUAAAAUUAGUAUCAGAAUUAGUAUCAGAAUUUGAAACAAAUGACUCAUGUUUUAAUUGUGGUGAAACAAGUGCCGUUAAAAUAAAAAUUCAAUUUCUACUACAUUCUUCAUCACCCGUAGACGUAAAUCGAACAGAUUUACUCUAUGUACAAUGGUUGAAAAGUAUUGGUAAUCGUCAAACAUUUCAUCCGGCUAAAUUAGAUUAUGAUGUAUUCGAUAUUGAAAUCGAAAUUGCACCAUUAACACUACUUUUAUAUGGAAUCUUUUUAAAAAGAUUAUGGUGGGUCAAAGAAAAUUUAUUUGGUUGGGAUCAAAUGUUUCACGAUAUUAAAGAACCAAAAGCAUUGAAACAAUUAGCAAAAUCAAAUCCAAUAAAAUCUGUCAACAAUGAUGUGACGAAGGCAACAACUCUUGUUGUUGAAAAUAUUGAUGAUCAUACUGAUUUUGAUUCAAGAUAUUACAGACCGUUGGCUGUAACUGUACGAGUAUCGAUUCACAAUAUCAUUGCACAUAUUGUACAAUAUACUGAUAAUGAACCAUGUCCAAUUGCAUUUUGUGAACGUUUAUGUUUUGAAAUGACAACAGAUUUAGAUGAAACACGUUUACAACUUUAUUUUCCUCCAGUGCAUUUAUAUUUAGAAGAUACUGUUGAACGAAAUAAAUCGGAUUCUCAUUUGUCUACUGGUUGCAUUACCUUAUCUGGUUUAAUCAUUCGUGGUCAUGCAAUGUUAUCUCAUGAAGGAUUACCACCGGAACGUGAAACUUUAGAAUAUUCAUGGCAAAUGGAUAUUCUUCUAGGAAAAAUAUCGACUCAAUUGACAAUGAUACAACUCGAAAAAUUACUUACUUUUGGUCAAAAUUUUUUUCUAUUAAUAAUGGAAGAUGAAUAUGAAUUAGUUCGAAGUCCAAUUGGUGACAAAACAUCUUGGAUUGAAAAACAAAAAUAUGAUAUUUUAAGAUUUAGUUUAGAUUCACUUGAUUUUAAUUUGGUUGAAGUUGGAAAUGCACUUAAUUUGCAGUUGAGUCCAGUUCGUUUAUGUAAAUGUAAUUUACAUUCAUCUACAUGUUCCGAAGGUUUAACAUUAAAAAUUGGCUCACUUCAACUUCGUCAAUUACUUCGUUUACAUCCUCGUUCAUGGCUUGAAGCCGGUUCAUUUCAAGUAUCAGAAAUUCGUAUUAACGGCAAAUUAGGUAGUCAUCUUCAUUUGACGAGUGAACAAAUAGAUUUUUUAAAACGACAUGAUCAACGAACACAUCGUCUUCAUUUCUUAUGGAAUAAACAACAAACACAACAACAACAAAAACGUUUAUCAACAGCUGGUUUAACUUCUGUUUCUCAAACACAACAACAUGGUGGGGGUGGUCCAACGUGUGCAUGUCUAGGCGGAAGUCCAGCGUAUUAUACAUUAGCCAAUGAAAAUUUUUUCAAAUCAACGUAUUUAUUAUCACAACAAACAAAUUUUGGUAAAAGUUUAUUUCGUCCAGAUGUACAUUUAUUCCAGUCACAUCCGAUUUUUGAAACAAAAUAUGAAUGGAUGACUUAUGACUAUAGACAAAACCAACAAACACAGAGUGAUGAUGAUACAACAUCGUUAAAUAAUUAUCCUUUUGAUUUUUGUGAUCCUACUCUACUUCUUCUAACAAACUCAGCACACGCUUCGCAUCAUGCAUUUCGUCACAGUGUUCCAAAUAAUUUGUUUAUGAAUAACAGCUCAUCACUCUCACGAACAAAUAGUGCUCGAACACCAAGAGUGUCGACAGUAAAUAUUCCAAAACAACACAAACGAUCAUCGUCAUCAAUUAUUGAACAACAAAAUCUUCAACAAGGUACAAGUGGUAGUUCAAGUUCAACAACAAAUGAUGUUUAUUUAACUCCAUCCGAGAAUCUGUCUUCCAACAAUAGUAGUCGUACAAGUUUAAAUUCAACAUUGAAAUUAAAUCAAAUGCUUGACGAUAACUCAUCAAUAUCUUCUUCAUCAUCAGCCAUACCAUCUACAGUUAUUCAACAUACAACAACCACAGAUGGCGAUACGCAAUCAACAAUGACAAGUCCAUCACAAUCUUACACAAAUCUACUUAAACAGUUAAAUAAUAAUAGUCAACAAGAUCCAGCAGUUUUGUCUAGAACAUCAUCCUCAGACUCGCUGAAUAUGUAUGAAGAAAUAUUACAAAAACAACAACAACAAAGCACGGGAAACUUAAAUAGUUUAGAUAUACACCGACAGGGUUCAUCACUCGAAGUUCAACAUGAUGCAUCAUGGAUAAGUUUACGUAAUCAAAUGAAAAUGCCCAUUCAAAAUUCGACGCUAUUAUGCACAUCUUAUAUCCGAUAUUUAUCGCAUUAUCGUUCAAAAACAAGCCAUAUUCAAAUGCCGCCUGUAAAAUCACCACCUACGUCGGAUCCACUUUUAGAAUUUGACUGUGUAUCACAAGGAUUCUCUUGUUCAUUUCUCAUUGAGUCACCGACAUCAUCCACAGCCACACCUACAUCAACUACCACUUCAAAACAACAGCAGCAAGCUCAACGUCCACCAACUCGUACAUCAACAAUAACAUCAACAACAAAUGAUAUUUGUAUCAAAUGUAUAGGUUCUAUAAACAUUCUAUUGACACCAUUAAUUUUAGAAUGUUUAACAACAUAUAUCGAGAAAUGGAAACAAUAUGAAAUUCAUCCACUAUCCGUUUUGGAUCGUCUUCAUUUUGAAGCACAACAAAAACAGUCACUACCCGCUUCUUCUUUAUCAAAUGGUGAUACGGUUAAAACAAAAAUUAGUCUUCAAUUACCAAAAAUUAAUUUAUGUUUAUUACAAGCAGGAUUAGCCGAAGAUAAUGUACAAUUAACAGAAUUAAUAACGCCUGUGGAUAUUGUAACAAUGUCACUGUUCAGUUUAUCAUUGAAACAAAUUCAAAUACAAACAAUUUUAUCCAGUCCCGAUGAAUCGGCUGCUAUUGUUUUUAAAAUUCAAUCACUUACGGGUCAAUUUCGUCGUUUUGAAAAUGAUUUUUCAUCAUUGGAUAAUGUUAAUGUACAUGCAAUACAAUCACAACGAUGUAAAUUACAACUUCGUAUUUCACAAGAUCAACAAACACAUUUACCUGUUCACACACCUACAACAUUAUCAUUCGGAAAUGGAGGUAGUCAACAACGAAAAUCACUAACAUCGAAAAAUUUUGGUUAUGUGAUGAAUGAAUUUGGUAUACAAAAGUUAUGUUUCAAAUUGGUGAAUAAUUCAACAAAAGGACAUCAGCGAAAAAAGACAAUGGAAAAAAGACCGCCAACGGUGACAGCUGUUGAUGAAACAGCAACAACAAAGGAAAAAAUACAUACAAAAGCCAAACGAAAACAAUCAACUGAAGUCUUACUUUUAUCGUCGCCAAUACCAACUCCCUUAUUGUCUCCAAACUAUUCUGUUAAAUCAUUAACAACAUCUACAAAUUCGUCUUCCUCAAGUGUUUUCGAUGGUUCAAUUGAUCAUAUUUGGAUUUCAUUUCCUGAACCACCCCAUAGUUCUGGCGUUAAAGCUCAUCGUAAAAAACUCUUCUCCUAUACUCGAUAUGACUGGAAUUUUCUUUCAACACUUUCACCUACUGUUCUCGGUUGGUUUUGUGUUAUUAAUCGUGUUAAAAAACCUCUUGAAGAACUUUUAUUUUUACGUCAACAACGAAUCGAUUCGAUUCUUGCCUAUUAUCUUAUUGAAACACAGCCAGAUGCAAUAAAAUCUUUAAAACAUUCGAAAUUAUAUGAUCUAUUUACACCAAAAACUAAAUGUUUGCUAACAAACCCUGUUGGCCAAUUGGUUUGUGAACUAAGACGAAGAUUUGGUGAAUUACCGAAAGAAGAAUAUGAACAAAAUUUAGAUUCUAAACAUCUGCCCGAUAUACAAUUGUUAAAACGAGGAAUUAAAGAAGCAUGUAGAGCUUGGGUUCAUCUUUUAAAACGUCAACAUACCACGUCAACAUCGACAACUAACAAUAGUUCUACAGACGGUGACACAAAAGAUACUCCACCUACUCGUACUGUGACUAUCGAACAACAAGCAAAACAUCGUUCACCAACAAUUGAUCGAUUAAAACAAAAAAUUAUCGGUCAUGAGUACGCUUAUGCUCAUACAAGACAAUCAGUUUAUCCUGGAAAAAAAGAUUUAGAAUCAGGUAGUACUAAUGAUGAAACGGUAAGACAACGACGAAUGACAAUGCCAUCGUCACAAUCAGACACAACAAAAUCAGCAACCGUAUUUACUAGACAGCCACAUCGUUCGUCAACAGCUGGCAGUGGUCAAGAUUGUACGAUUGUCAAUAUGUUUGAAAUGACGCCUAUUCAGGAUACAGAUUUGAUGACUGAGUCACAAGAUGAGACAACAAAUCUCAACAUUGGUAUAGAAAGGAGAGAUAGUACAAAUAGUCAACAAAAAAGAAAAACAACAAACUUUUUAGGCGAUAUGGUUCGAACAUUUGCUCCUGUAGUUAAUGUUGAUAAUGCCAACGGUUACAAACGUUUGAGUGGAGAAGAAUCAGAUUUUGAAACAACGGCUAAUUCACCAGCAUCAUCUCAAAUGCCUAAAGAAAAUCCAUUUCAGCAAGAUAAUGAACCAGCAGUUUUUGAUGAUGCUGUUGAACUAGGCGAAUUGACUGAAGAUUUAGAUGAUGACGAUAUUCCAUAUUAUACUGAUGCCGGUCCAGAAUAUUCGGGUCCAGUUGAACAAUUAUUUAAAGUUUUAUUGGAAUAUGCUGGUGUAGAAAUGUCGGUUAGUUCAUCGAUUGAACCUCUGUUUGAAAAACUAGGUCAAACAAUUUUGGCAUCGGUACUUCUAAAAUGUUUUGAUGUAAAAAUUUUACCAAAUGAACCAUUGGGGGUGCUCACAACAACAGGGCAAGCACCAUCAAUGACAACUACAACAAGUGUACCUGUAUUCAAUACACAUCAGAGUACAAUAAAUACAGGUGUUCAUUAUCGUCCUCCAUUUCAUCGUCCAUCAACAUUAGCUCAAUCAACGAGUGAAUUAUCAGUUUUAUCUGUCAAUAGUUUAAGUAUUCAAAGCGUAUGCCGACAACUUCUUGAACAUGAUCAAUUGCAUUCAGCUAAUGUGCAAGCAGGUAUUCGUGUACAACGUGUUCAACAAGAAGUCAAUUUACCGUUACUACGUUUAAUCUAUCAGUUUUAUACAGUAGUUGGUAAUGCUUUGGAAUAUGAGAGCGAUGAAAUAGAACAACAAACACAACCAGAUCAAACACGACAAAAUACCCGAAGUAAUACAUUGGUACUCGCAGAACAAGAUCAACCAUUACCAGGCAGUCGAUUAUCAGCCUUGGAAAAUCUUAUUAUUAAACCAGUUCUUGGUUCUCCACCCACCACAGAUGUAGGUGAACGCCUAUGUUGGAAAAAAUUACGUGAACUUGUCUAUAUUUAUGCUGGUGUACCUGAUGUAAAACAAGUCACUGUUCCACCUCUCAAUACUCGUCAACAACAACCAACAAAACAACGAAGUGGAUCGCAACCACCAGAACCGUCUACAGUUCUUCAAUCAAAUGAUUUAACUACAACUGGAAUACCUUCGUCGCCAAUAUUGACAAAUAAUCAAAAUAAUUCAUCAUUUAAAUUAGUACAUAAUACAAGACUUGGUGGUGAAACAAUUUUGUUAUCAUCAUUUGGAUGGUUGGUUAUUGAUGAAAUUCAUUAUGCAGCAACACUAGGCGGUCUGAAAGUAGAAGGAUGUAUGAGAAAAGCCCAAGGAUCAAUUACAUUGACACAACGAUUAAGAGGACAAACAUUAGUGUCAAUUACUGGAAAUACUAAAAAAUAUGAUGGUUCAUUGAUUGUGCAAAUUGGUUCUACUUCACUGUCAUUAAAAGAAACUCUCACUUCAGCAUUAGAUUCUGGAAAUGUUACUCUCUCAUCCUCAAUGUCAACAACGCAAAGCACUUUUCAUCCAGCCUCAGGAUCAUCAUCAUUUCCAUCGAAACAACAUCAUCAUCCUCGAUUUCAUUCGCCCCUUCAUCAUCAUCAUCAUCAUACACAUCAGUCAACAACGCAAACUCAUUCACCACAAACGUCAGUUCUCGACAUUGUUGUUGGCAAAUCCCAAGCUCUCACGUCAUUACAAACUCGUGGAAUUCAUUUAACUCUAUCUGGUGUCACAAAUAUUGGCUCAAUAACAAUGGAUGUACCACUCAGACCGCAAGAUGUUCAUGAUCUAGUGAACAGAACAAGUCGACUUAUAGCCUCAAGUGUAAUGGAAUUUUUACCGGAUGAUCCAAAUGCUGUAAAACCUACAACAACAACAACAACAGGUGAUUCAACUACGGCUGGUGCAAGUGAUUUACCUGAUGGUGAACCGUUGACACCAACUCCCGUUCAAAUCAAACCGAGAAAAGAAAAGAAACGUAUGUCAACUGUAUCACAACGACGAAGACGAAGUGGAGAUAAUCAUCGACAAAGACGUUUAAAAUCACAACAGAGUACAGCAAAUUCAUUGACAAGUAAAAAACCAAUAUUUGAAGCACAUAUCACAGCACAUUUUCAAGGCAUGACAUUUUCUACUACACUUCUUCCAACGUUAAAAGCUCAAUAUAAAAUUGGUAUUAUUGAAGGUGUGGCAAAUAUUGGUUUAAUAUCAAAAUUUUCGGCUAUUAUGCGUGAGCAUGCUCUUCACUUUUUAAAUACAUCUACACAAGAUGAAUAUUCAAGUCUUUCAUCGAAUUCGGAUAACCAUGUUCGAAUUGAUUUUCCUGUUAUUCGUAUUAAUGGUGAAUAUUUAGUUAAAAAUGAACAAGAACUACAAGAAAAUCAACCAUUAACAAAUAAUAAAACGAAUGGACAUUUAAAUUUGAAGACACGAGUAGAACUAUUAAAUUUAACAAUAACUGCUGAUUUUCUUGCUCAACUGGUAUUCGUCUCAAAAGUCAUUAUUCGUGAAAUUAAUGAAAUUUUAGCAAAAGUAAGUGGUAUUGAACACUUUCAUUUUUUACCGGCCAAACAACAACCACCAACAACAAUAAAAACAGCACCAAUUAUGAAAAUAUCGUCAUCCGGUUCUGAAUCAUCGACUGAAGAAGAAGAAGAUGAUGAUGAAGAAGAGACAACCGAUGCUACAACUGGUCAACAAGGUGGCGCUAAAGUUGUUCCAUUCACAUAUAAAAUUGAUUUAUUAAUGCGUGGUUUUGAAGUAACUGGUAUGACACCGUCGAAUACCGUUGUCAAAUUUGAAAAUGGACAAAAAUCAGCGAUUCUAGUAAAAAUGACGAAUUAUGAUGAUGUUCAUUCAAUUUUGCUCUAUAAACCAUUGAUUAAUGCAUCAUUAGAUAUUAAAUUGAGUUUGGGACAGUUAUUACAUACUGGUGGAUUUCAAGAUGCGGCAUAUUUUAAAACAAAAGUAUUAUUGAAAAAAUCAUUUCGGCCUGAUAAUCAAGAUAAAGAGGCCUUUUUUCUACGACUAACAAAACCGAGUUUCUAUUGGCAACCAGGUGCCAUUGAUAAAGCAAUACUGUUCUGGUUAAAUUAUAAAAAUACGUACGAACAUUGGAAUGAACAACGUGGUCAAUUUGCCAAUGAAAAUUCUCAUCUUCGUCAAAUUGUCACUGUUACACCAGAUCAAUUAAAUUUAAUGUUUCAAUUGAAUAUUGUUGAUUUAGGCAUCGCCAUACCAUUACAAUAUGUUACUCCAUUGGAUAGCGCUACUCAACAAUCACUUGAUUCUUCAUCUACAUCAGCUGAUAGUGGUGAUUUUCUCGUAUUUACGUUGGAAAAAACGACAAUAUCAGCGUGUUCAUGUGGUGCCAUCAUUAGUUCUGGAUCAUUUGAAGGCUUUUGUUUUCGUUUUGCUGAAAAUUUUAAACAAACAAAUUCCGAUUGGAUACCAGUAAGAAAAGAGAAGGUUAUUAUGAAUGCAUGUUGUGUACCAAGUGGUCAAUAUGUUAUGUAUUCUCGAGCAAAACAAAUAAGACCAGGCUCUAGUCCAAAAUGGUUUUUAAAUGUUGAAUGGGACAUGAAAGGUAUUGAUAUUAAUCUUGAUUCAAUUAUUGGAAAACGUUUUUCUCAACUAAUAACAACAAUUACGUCGACACAUUUGAUGGAACCAGUGGUGACUGAUGAUAGUGGAUCACUUAUUAAUGGUGGUGAUGAUUUAAAUUUAAGUAAUGGUAGUCAUACGGUAGGAAAUGGUUCAAGUGGUAAUAUUGAAUCACAAGAUGAAGAUGAAAAAGCUAAAAAACAACGACUGGAAUAUGAACAAGUAGUUCUAGGUCAAAAAAUUGAUAUGCUCAAGAAAGCGAAUGCUCCAUUCGAUCAAAUUCAACCAGAAAUGGCUCGUUUUAAACGUUUGGAACAAGAAUUAAUGCAAAAUAUUCGUAGAGAAAUACAGCAAAAAAUGAAAAAACAAUCGACAAAACCACAAACUCAGAUAUUGUCUUCGCAACAACAGGAAAUAUUGAGACGUACGUCAGGAGUUAGUCCUUCAUCUGAUCAAAUAAUGAGUCGAGAUAAAGAUAUAUGCACGAUGCAUACUGUGAUAAAUCGUGAUCGUCGAAAUGCGUCAGAUCAUAAACGUGCACAAUCGCAUGAUUACACGUCAAAUUUAAGAAAUGUCAGUUCAUCUGACAAAGAUUUACUACCCUUUCAUUCAUACAGUCAUCCGUCACCUAUACGAGAAGAUGAUAAUGAAGAUAAUUCAAAUACACCUAAACCACCCUUAUUAAAUCGUAUUCCUCAAUCAUUUGAUAUUGAUGGGAGUCAACAAUUACAUUCAUCAUCAAAUAAUAAUUUAAACAAUAAUGUUGGUAUCGGUGAAAUAACGACGGCACCAGCUGUCGAUUUAGAACUCAAUGUACAAGUUCAAAUUGCCAGUGGUUCUUGUAAUUUAUUUACACGUCGUGAUUUACUUCAAAAUUCUCAAAAUAAUAAAUUACUUCCAUCAGGUUCACAUUCCAUAAAUACAUCGGCCACAUCGAAACAACAACCAUCCACUCAAUAUACUGGUUUAUCAGUAGUUGUUAAUAAAAUUGAAUAUCAAGUAUCAGAAUUUUCUUUACCCGGUGUUCUUGUUGAUGCACAUUAUGUUUCAAAGCAUGAUUCGGCCAAUGAUACAAACGAAUUAUCAUCAAAACAUCAAACAAGUGUUACAAAACGAGCAAAUUUUUAUUGUCGUGCAACUAUUCAAUCACCAGUUACUAUAAUAACAAUACAUCCGCUAUUAUUAGAUUUUGUUGAACAAAUGCUUGAACAUGUCAAUUUACCCGAACCAUCAAAAAUAAAACAUCAAACAUUAGCAAAUGGACAACAACAAACGGAUGACCAAGCAUCAGAUAGUCAUCUAAAUGCCAUGUUUUUAAUUGAAGAUCAACCAACAUCAUUUCCCAUUGAUGUUGUUGUUAGUAUAUUUAUUCAACCGUCUAUUCUUUUAUUUACAUGUUUACCAUCUCAUCCCAUGGAAUGUGAAUUAAAAUUACCGGCUGUUGAUGUUGUCUUCUCAUCCAAACGUGCAAAUAUUGAAAUAGAACAAUCAAGAAUGGCUACGGAUGAUGAUGAAAAAAAUAUACAAGUUAUAGAAAAUUCUAUUGGUGGUAUAUCAUUUUCAUUAUUUAUGAAAGAUUUUAAACUUAAUAUUUAUCAUCCAUUCAGUGGAGAAUCAAAAGUACAACUAUUUGAAGAUAUUAAAUCUGGUCAAUUACAAACGCGUAAUGCUCUCUCUGUUAGUGUUCAAUCUGUUUCAUUUAAUAUUUCUCGUACACGACGUACUAUUAUUGAACAACAACAAGAACCUGUUAAUAGUGUUAAAUUAUCUGUUAUUGGUCUUAUUAGUCGUGCACAAUUUGAAUAUGAUAUUCGACGUUUUUCAGAAAUAUUAACAUUUCCAAAAAUAUGGUAUAAUCGAUCGUUGGCUAGACGUUUGUUUCUAGGUGAUGAAAAUAUAUCAACACAAGAACGAAAAUCAACACGAGCAAAUAGUACGGUAAAACCAGAUGUGCCAACAAAAUCUUCUAAAAGUGGUGAUGCAACUUCAUCCGGUAUGCGUACUGGAGGUGGUGAUUCGUCCGCUUAUCCUUCUCGAUCACAAGCAAGUCCAAAUCAAACAACCCCGAUGGGUUCAAAUAUUAGUACAACUCCAACUGCUACCACUGCAAAUAUUCACAAAUGGAAAACUCGUGUAUUAUUAGCAAUUAAUUUAAAAGAAUUACAUAUUUCAAUGAGAAUGAGUAAUGUCAUGGGAAAAGUAGAAUGGAAAACAACGGAUGUUUGUUCAACUGGUAGUUUAUCAUUAACAAGCCAAGGACAUCGUAGUCUAUUUUUUUCCAUAGGAUUACAGAAUUCAAAUUUUCAAGCAGAACAAGGAAUUGUAGGAGGAAUUAUUCGUCUGAAGAAUCUUCAAACCACAGGUUUGAUACGUCAAGGUGUUCGUGAUAAAAUGUUAAUUGAAUCAUCACAUGUUUUUGAUGUAACUACCGAUGCUAUUGAAUGUCGUCUCGAUUAUAUGGGUUCACCAACGCUUAUGGCUCGUAUUUGCUACAUUAUUUUACGAUUGAAAGAUGAUCGUCAUGCUUCUACAACAACGACAGCUGUCACUCCAUCUACUCUUGUCUUUUUAAAUCUUGAAUGGUCACAAGUUCAUCUAAUGAUUACUCGUUCCACAACACCUGAUAUCAUUAAAAUGGCUCAUAAACUUAAAGAAUUUUUUAAAUCACAAAUUGCGAACAGUAAAACUUUAUUAACAUCAAUUCAAAUGGAUUUUAGAGAUCAGCAACCUUCGGCAACAGCUCCUAAUAAACGAGUGAAAGAGAAGGGUACUGCUGAAGUACCACCAACAAUAAAAAAAGAAAAGAAAUAUGAUCAUAAUGUUGUAAAAAGAAUAAUUGGUAUGAACGGUGGUGAGAUUAUGUUACAAGGAUAUAAUCUGACGUUAGUUGUAUUUCAUGGACUCAACUUUAAAUGUCGACAAUGGGCACUUUUUUCAUUGAAUGAACCACAAAUUAUAUUUGUAACAGAUAAAACAGAUAAUAAUGAAAUUAGUCAAAAAUUAUUUUUCUAUCUUGGUCAUCAAGAUGGAAAGAUGCAAACAGGUUUGAAACCACGAACAAAUAUGGCAAGUAUAUCAAAAGUGACAAGAGGCGCAAAUGAAGCACCAUCCCAUUUAACAAUUAAUGAAUGGUUUAAUUAUGCUAAUUCGACAAUACCCGCUAUUGGCUUAAGACCAUUUCCCACAAUGGAUCCUGAACCACAGAAUGGUCGUCCACAAGGUCUCAAUAAACAUCUUGAACAACAUCCAGAAACCAUAUUUGUACUGCCAGGACUUGAAUUAAGAUUUCAAACAAAACAACACAAUGGAAAGGUUCAUUGUAGUUUUGAAACUGAUUUUUACGAACAUAUUAUGUUUUCGUUUAAUGCUGAACAUUUUUAUUUCUUACACGAUCUAAUCUCAUCGUAUAUGAAAGAAAAAGAGAGAGCACUUGUACAAGCUUUAAACGAUAAUAAACCACAAAAUCCAUCAGUCAAAGAUACUCCACCACCACCACCACCUCCUCCUGUAACUUCUCCAGCAACUACGGUAACCUAUACGUCUAAUCAACAAACAGUUCAAAUGCAAAUACCUACUUCGCAAGCAACAAAUGUUAUGAUAACAAAAACUGAUACAGAUAAAAUUAAAUCAGAUGAAUUAUCUAAUGACUUGAGAAAAUUUACUUGUCCAGAUUCAAAAUGGAAAUUAGAACCAACUAUACGUUUAUUGACAGCGUAUGGUAAUGAAGUUGAACCAUUUGGUGCCGAUUAUAUUUUACAACGUUUAGGUUUUCGUCAUGCUCGUUUAACCAUACCAAAAUGGUUACAACGUGGUAUUAUGGAUCCAUGUGAACAAUCAAUGACUGUUGUGAUGCUUUUACUUAUAUUUCUACUUCCCGAACGUUUUAAAGAAAUGUGUAUGAACAGUCCUCCACCAAAUACUCAUACAAAAAAAGAUUAA
Didymodactylos carnosus is the source of this 13869-nucleotide messenger RNA. The record is from the annotation of a GenBank genome assembly. NCBI's taxonomy places the organism in Eukaryota, Metazoa, Rotifera, Eurotatoria, Philodinida, Philodinidae.